Eutrema salsugineum is the source of this 1586-nucleotide messenger RNA. RefSeq lists its product as uncharacterized. NCBI's taxonomy places the organism in Eukaryota, Viridiplantae, Streptophyta, Magnoliopsida, Brassicales, Brassicaceae. The coding region runs from base 94 to 1332 and encodes 412 amino acids. The record is from RefSeq and is a predicted model, not a curated record. The transcript has 2 exons.
CUUCAGUUUAUCUCUCCUCCCUAAAUUUCCCCGGAGACCCUAGUUUCUCCGAUUUCAACCGUGAAAAUCAAUCACGCCGGUUGAGAUUUCUCGAUGGGAAAGUGGAACAAUCGAUCCAGAUUCAACCGUCGCAGAUCUCCUUCGCGAUGGUAUAGCGACCGACAUUCUUCUUCCUCUUCUGGUUAUGGUGAAGACGAUGGGAUUCCAGUAUGGGAGAAGAGAUUCUGUGAGGUGAUUGGAUCAGUGCCAUGGCAAAAAGUUGUUGAAGCUAGUGACUUCAAGAGCUGGUACCAAGGUAAUGUAAUCACUUGGGAUGAUUCUGCUUGCCUAGAGACUUUUAACAAUGAGAAAAAACGAUUUUGGUCACAACUUAAUGGCCUCCAUUGCGAUAUUUCUCUUCCUGAUCCGGAUCUUUACAUUAGUGAAGUAGACUGGGACGAUUUUAUUGACCCGGAACUGAUCUGGGAUUUAGAAAGUGCUUACUUUGCUCCUCCUGAUGAGGACAAGAUUGGUUUGAAACGAGGGCGUCGAGAAAAGAGUUGGAGUGGUUGUAACCUGGUGCCCAUUGAAGAGACUCGUAUGUUGAAUAUUCCUUGGGAAGGCAGUGUUUCGGGGAAGAAAACGAAUGGCUGGAACGUUUCAGAGAGUAGUACUGACCAUCCAAAAGAUAGUGCGAGGCAUUGGGAAGCUAAGCCUAGUUUUGGAAACGAGAAAGAAAAUGAUACUACAUCUGUGGAUUGCUUGAGGACUGAGGAACGGAGGGAGAUCCAGUGGAAAACCAAAGAUAAUGGUGAUGAAAGGUGGGAGAACUCGGGCCAUGGAAACGAGGGAUGGGAUAAGUCAGGACAUCAAAACAAGAAGGCGAAAGGGUUUGAAAGUGUCCCAGCAGAAGAGUAUGAAAUGCACGACAAUCCUUGGGAAGCAAAGCCUAGUUGUAGAAAGGAGACAGCAGAAGAUACUACUUGGGGAGGUUGCUCUGGUCAGGUGUGGGAGGAUAGAGGUUGGGGCAGUGGUGGUAAAUGGAGAAACCGAGAUUUGGGAAAUGAAGUUAUGGAGAUGAAGGAGUGGCCUAGUACGAGAUAUAGUCAGGAUUAUAGGGAGCCAAAGAGUUACAACCCAUGGAGAGCUGGCUCUGUGCCUGACAAUACAACUAGGAGAGAUUAUGGAGCAAAUGCAGGCGGUUGGCAAACACGUAAAGCGAGUGAGACUAAUCGAAGAAACUGGGAUGUGAACCAAUCAAGUGAUGGUUGGGGUAGGCGAAGUAGAGAAAGAUAUAACUCGUCUGGCUACAAUUCUAACUACAGAAACUCCAAGGCCUAUAAGAGAUGGUAAUCAGAACAGGAAGGUCAAUUUCUCAUCUAAGUAGAUGAAAUGAUCCAUUGUUUUUUGUAUGGAUGUCUUCUUGUGUGUUGAUGUCUUAGUUUAAGCUGGGUCAUUGAUCCAAAGGUUUCUCCUUCUUCUUUUUUGGGUCAAAACAAAGGUUUCUCCUUCAAAAUCAACAUAUGUAGUGUGUAUAUACGAGUACGAGUACCCUUUUUUAAUGAUGAUGUUUCAUACUAAACUAUUCAGAGUUUUUGCCUCUGGGA